AUGGACUCUUCUUCAUUGUCUCCAACUCCAUUCGAUCACCAAAAGACCCCAAUCGCAGAGCCAAAGAAGAGCUUCAUAACCUCACUCAUCACCCUCCGUUCAAAUCGUUUCAAAGAAGACACUUACUUCGUCUCCGAACUCAAACCCUCCGAGCAGAAAUCUCUCCAGGAGCUUAAAACCAAACUCGCAGCUUCAUCCUUCGGUGCCUCUUCAAUGUGGGGAGUCCAACUCCUCGGUGGAGACGACAAAGCCGACGUCAUCCUCCUCAAGUUCCUCAGAGCCAGAGACUUCAAAGUGAGCGACUCGCUGAGGAUGCUUGAGAAGUGUUUGGAGUGGAGAGAAGAGUUCAAGGCAGAGAAACUGACGGAAGAAGAUCUGGGUUUCAAGGAUUUGGAAGGUACGGUCGCUUACAUGAGAGGAUACGACAAAGAAGGACACCCUGUGUGUUACAAUGCGUACGGUGUGUUUAAAGAGAGAGACAUGUACGAGAGAGUGUUUGGCGACGAAGAGAAACUCAACAAGUUUCUUAGAUGGAGAGUUCAGGUUCUUGAGAGAGGUGUCAAGAUGCUUCAUUUCAAACCUGGUGGUGUUAACUCCAUUAUUCAAGUUACGGAUCUUAAGGAUAUGCCUAAGCGAGAGCUUAGAGUUGCUUCAAACCAGAUCCUCUCUCUGUUCCAAGAUAAUUACCCUGAGAUGGUUGCUACUAAGAUAUUCAUCAAUGUGCCUUGGUACUUCAGUGUCAUCUACUCAAUGUUCAGCCCUUUCUUGACACACAGAACAAAGAGCAAGUUUGUUAUGUCCAAAGAAGGAAAUGCAGCUGAAACACUCUACAAGUACAUAAGGCCGGAAGAUAUUCCGGUGCAAUACGGCGGUCUUAGCCGUCCUACUGAUUCGCAAAACGGACCGCCAAAACCUGCGUCUGAGUUCUCCAUCAAGGGCGGUGAGAAAGUUAACAUUCAGAUCGAAGGCAUUGAGGGUGGAGCAACGAUAACGUGGGAUAUAGUAGUUGGAGGAUGGGACUUAGAGUACACUGCAGAGUUUGUGCCAAACGCUGAAGACAGUUACGCGAUUGUGGUGGAGAAACCGAGGAAGAUGAAAGCUACAGAUGAAGCUGUUUGCAACUCAUUCACGACAGGAGAAGCUGGGAAACUCAUUCUCUCUGUUGACAACACUUUGUCUCGCAAGAAGAAAGUCGCUGCUUAUCGUUACACUGUCCGGAAAUCUACCACAGUCGUCUAA
Messenger RNA from Microthlaspi erraticum, 1239 nucleotides. The record is from the annotation of a GenBank genome assembly. Lineage: Eukaryota; Viridiplantae; Streptophyta; Magnoliopsida; Brassicales; Brassicaceae.